Molecule: messenger RNA, 673 nt
Organism: Cricetulus griseus (Chinese hamster)
Lineage: Eukaryota; Metazoa; Chordata; Mammalia; Rodentia; Cricetidae
Source: RefSeq, a predicted model, not a curated record
AUGGGUUGCUAUGCUCUGCCCGUCACUGUUAACGCCACUUUUACCAUAGAGCACUGUAAAGUACGCCAGAUAACUUCUGACUGGUUCCUUGCCACAUGGCUGGUAUCUGACCUAGGGCAGCUCCUGCAAGAAACCCACACACUGCGCUAUGAACUCACAGCCGUGUCUCCGGAAGACUCUGGGCAGCCUCCAGUCCGAAUCCUGAUAUACGUGGAUGAUGAGCUCUUCCUAUGCUACAAGGGGGACAGCAGACAAGCAGGGCCCUGUGGGCCCAGGAUCAAGGGACAUGCAGGAGCUGAGACCUGGACAAGAGAAACUGAGAACCUCCUUCAGAAGAAGGAGGAGCAACUCAGGAGAAUGCUGGCUGUGCUCACAAACCAGCAGGGCCAUAACGAGGGCUUUCACACCCUCCAGGAAACCUUGGGCUGUGAGCUUCAGAGAAACAGGAGCACUGGAGGCUUCUGGCGCUUUGGCUAUGAUGGGCAGGACUCCCUUGUGUUUGACCAGAAGAUUCUCACGUGGGCAAUGGCUGUGCCCUCCACCCAGCAGACCAAGAUGGUCUGGGAGACACAUGCCCCCAGAGAUGAUGAAGUUAAGGCUUUCUUGGAGGAUGGAUGUCCUGAUCAGCUCCAGGCAUUCUUGGCUUCCUUGAAGAAAUUCCCACUGGUUACAG